UCUGCACUCAUGUCACUCACAGUCCCCCCAUGGCUCAGGGCCAAAAACCAGGCAUUUUCUCUGUUCUUUUCAAAGGUAGUCACAGAUACAAAGGAGGAUGAUCAAACCUUACAAGUGUGCUAGGACUUCUGUUUCCCAUUUGAAUUCAUUCUCACCCAGAUAUUUCAGCCUUUUGCAACAGUUAUAUUUACUAAACUCCGAGAAAGAGCUGAUAGUAAGAUGUGGAGAAGAUUCUUGAAUAAACCUUGGACUAUAACCACCUUCACUGAGCAACAAUGGCAAUGGCUAUUUAUAUGCCACCCACUGUUCCAUAUCAACCUCUUGCACCUAGUAAGAGAUAAGGAACAUGGGCUCCUCAACUUGGGAACAGAAAAGCACCGAGAUAGAUCUUUUCAUCCUCUUACUCAAGGGGGUGGAUGGAGAAGUAUGGUGCAAAAAGCUAAUUCUGCCCUUGAAAAACACAAAAGAACACCAGCCACAUGCAUCACACCACACCAAUCCUCAGAUCCUUUCCUCCAAACUCUGGAUGAUCUGUCCAUUAUUCUGUUUGAACAAUAUGCACAUUCUAAUGUUGCCAUCAACAUUAGCUUAGUAGUCAUCUAUAUAGGACUCUGCAAACAUGGAAUUCUCAGCUUCCCUAAUCAUUUCCAAGAGUUUUUCAGAGAAACUCACUCUCACUCUCAAGUGUUUUGCAGGGUCAUGCUCAAGAGGAUUCUCAAUAAACUCCUCCAACACUUAGAACCUCAUUAUAACACCCAGAAAUGGCUCCAAUCCAGCCCAUGCAUGCCUGCUUCUCCAUCUCACUCUCUUUAUUGUUUCAAAACCCUCAGCACUUUUUAAAGACAGUCAGUCCAAAGUGAGUGAAUUCACCUAUAGGAGACCAGCCACACACACA
Lentinula edodes (shiitake mushroom) is the source of this 895-nucleotide messenger RNA. RefSeq lists its product as uncharacterized. NCBI's taxonomy places the organism in Eukaryota, Fungi, Basidiomycota, Agaricomycetes, Agaricales, Omphalotaceae. The coding region runs from base 220 to 840 and encodes 206 amino acids. The transcript has 5 exons. The record is from RefSeq and is a predicted model, not a curated record.